Molecule: messenger RNA, 286 nt
Organism: Staurois parvus
Lineage: Eukaryota; Metazoa; Chordata; Amphibia; Anura; Ranidae
Source: the annotation of a GenBank genome assembly
UUUUUUCCAGAGCAGCCUGUAUUUCUCCUGAGGUUGCCUGUGGAUUUUUUCUUUGUAUCCCUAACAAUUCUUCUGGCAGUUGUGGCUGCACUUUUUCUUGGUCUACCUGACCUUGGCUCGAAAUCCAAGAUGGAUGCCAGCACAUGGAGUAACAUAACCUCUGGGAAAAGGUAGGACCUUGACACAUAGUCAAGGCUUUAGAUAUCUUUUUAUAUUCUUUUCCAUCUUUAUAAAAUUCCAUUACCUUGUUAUGCAGAUCUUUUGGAAGUUCUUUUCUGCUCCCCAU